Molecule: messenger RNA, 1178 nt
Organism: Vitis riparia (riverbank grape)
Lineage: Eukaryota; Viridiplantae; Streptophyta; Magnoliopsida; Vitales; Vitaceae
Product: anthocyanidin reductase ((2S)-flavan-3-ol-forming)-like
Exons: 5
Coding region: 42-1088 (348 amino acids)
Molecular function (GO): oxidoreductase activity, acting on the CH-OH group of donors, NAD or NADP as acceptor
Source: RefSeq, a predicted model, not a curated record
UUGUAUAAUAAGAGAUACAGGAAAUCAGAGGAGACUGAAUCAUGAUCAGUGCUGCAAAACAAAGACUUGUAAUGGAGAAAAUGAGCUGCAAGGUUUGUGUUACAGGAGGCUCAGGCUACAUUGGCUCUUACCUGGUCAAGAAGCUUUUGCAGAAGGGCUACACAGUCCAUACAACGCUCAGGAACAUGGAGGAUCAUGCCAAGGUGGGACUCCUCCAGAGCUUCCCUAACGCGGAGACGAGGCUGAAGCUGUUUCAGGCCGAUAUUUACAAUCCUGAUGAGUUCGAGGAGGCCAUCAAAGGGUGUGAAUUCGUAUUCCAUGUGGCCACCCCCCUGCAUCACAGUGAGGGCUUUCAGUAUAAGAACACCACUGAAGCUGCAAUUGCUGGGGCAAAGAGCAUUGCCAUGUCUUGCAUUAAAUCAGGAUCAGUGAGGCGACUCAUCUACACUGCCACCGUCAUGGCUGCAUCCCCCUUGACAGAUGACGGGUCUAGUUUCAAGGACUCCAUGGAUGAAUCUUGUUGGACCCCUCCGAACCUUUCACUUCCUUAUACUAAUUCUUUUGUCGAGGACUACACAGAUUCUAAGACACUGGCUGAGAAAGAAAUCUUGAGCUUUGGCAACAACAGUAAUGGUGGGUUGGAGGUGGUGACGCUAGCUUGUGGGCUUGUCGGUGGGGACACUCUUCUGUCUUACACGCCUGCCAGCGUAGCUGUACUUAUAGCUCAGCUCACAGACAACCCAUACCACUAUCAAUUACUCAGGUUCUUGGAGGAGUCGCUGGGAAAGAUUCCAAUCAUACACAUAGAUGAUGUCUGUGAAGCCCAUAUCUUCUGUAUGGAGAAACCUUCAAUCCAUGGCAGAUUCUUAUGCACAAACUCCUAUAUUUCUUCAGCAGAAAUCACCGACUACUAUCAAAAGAAUCACCCUCAAUUUGAUAUCAAACCAGAAUAUUUGAAUGGGCCAAAGAGAAAGAUUAAGUGGGGAUCAACUAAGCUAAUUGAGGAAGGGUUUGAGUACAAAUAUGAUACCAGUAUGAUACUGGAUGAUAGUAUCAAGUGUGGAAGGAAGAUGGGUGAUCUUCAAUAGUGACAUUUGAAAUAUUUCAAAACAUCCAAUGACAUUGGAAAUAUCAAUAAUCAUGAUGUGGGAAUGGAUAGUUCAAGAACUCCUCACCUA